UCGGGACAGCGCGCGCAUCAUUCAUUGUAAUAUGCAACAAAUACACAUUUACGGUUAAAUAUGCAAAAAUAUGGAAAAUAAAAAUUAGCUGCAGUGGAUUCCAAUUACUAUGAUCCGUGAAGAUUAUUAACAAAAAUAUAAAACUUGAAAAGGAAAACAAUAUGCAAAAACAUACAAAUCCAGGCUCUAGUCAUAACUCAUAAGUCAUAACAUACAACACUUAAGCAAGCUUAAGUGAAUGAAUUCAUUAAUUUAAUUCUAAACUUCAAAAUAUUUUAUUGCUUGAAAAGAAAUUGAACCAACUAUUAUUAUGUUACGUAAUUUAUUCCGUCGAGGUCUUCGCCCUUGCUACAUAAUAUAGUAUUAUCAAAUCAGUUUGAAAAAUACAUAACCGUGAAGAUGACUUAACAUUUAUAUCAAUCAAUUCAAUCUAUUCUUAAUUGUCGACAUGUCAAAUAUGGUUGACUUCGAACGAUGCAAAUAAUUUUACUUAACAAAAUUUUUGUAAUUUUUUUAUUAACACACAAGUGUUUAAAGAAGACUGUUCCGUGUCUGAACCACAUUUUAGAUUAUUUACGCGUAAAAUGUUAACAAGCGUGGUUUUUUGUUUGGUUUUAUUUAUCACCACCAUCGUUACAAGGGCGGCAAAUAUAUUGGUUUUCAUGCCAUUACCGAUUAAAAGCCAUGUCCGCGGAUUCCAACCGUUGUUCGAAGAAUUGUCAAACCGAGGGCACAAUAUAACCGUAGUCAGUUCAUUCCCUCUAGAUCAUCCAGUUGCCAACUAUACAGAUAUAGGGCCUUUUAUUGACAAAACAAGAGCGAGAAACGUAAUGGAUUUGGUACGCAUGAACUUUAUAACAUCGGUUCAGUUGAAAUGGCGCAUUGGCAUACAACUGUCGGAAAUGGUCAUGUCGCAUAGAAAUAUGAAACAAUUCGUUCAAUCGAAUUCAAACUCGUUUGAUUUGGUUAUGGUGGAGACAUUCGGUCAAGAGUAUGCUGUGACCAUGGGUCAUAAAUUCAACGCCCCCGUCAUUAAUCUAGCACCGGCGAUGAUCUGGGCUAGUAUCAGCAAAUGGCUACAUGUCCCUUCCACGUUUUCCUACAUACCGGAUGCGUGUACCCAGUUGACCAGCGACAUGGGUUUCAUCGAACGUCUAAAGAACUCUAUUACUGGUUUCAUGCAAUUAUAUGUAGAAAAUUACUUGUAUUUACCCAAAACGAAGGAGGUGAUGAACACAUACCUCAAGUACAGGGGUUGGCAAUCCAGGCCUCCACUCGAGCAUAUGUUGAACAAUGUAUCCCUAACACUGGUCAACUCUCAUAAUGCGAUUGGUAUAUCAAGACCAUACCUUCCGGGUAUAAUUGAAGUGGGUGGAAUGCACAUCAAAGACCCGAAACCUUUGACCAAAAAUCUUCAAACAUUUUUAGAUGCAGCGGAUCAAGGAGUAAUAUUUUUUAGUUUUGGUACACUAGUUAAUUUAAAUGACUUACCUAAAGACAAAUUGAACAUUUUUAUCAGUGUCCUUGGAAGAUUAAAACAAAAAGUAAUAAUAAAAUGGAUAUCUGAAGAUAGUAAUAUAAAGCUGCCUCGAAACUUUAUGACUGGUUCAUGGUUUCCACAAAGAGAUAUUUUAGCUCAUCCAAAUGUAAUACUUUUCAUCACUCACGGAGGAUUACAUAGCUUAGAAGAAACUGUUUGUAAUGCAAAACCUGUAGUUGGCGUACCUUUUUUUGCUGAACAAAAUUUCAACAUGAAAAUAGUUGAGGAAAAAGGUUAUGGUAAAUUAGUGAAUUUUUUUGAAAUUACUGAAGAAUCCUUUGGGAAUGCCAUUGAAGAAGUGUUGUCCGAUGUCACGUUUAAAGAGAAGGCAAUGAUAGAGAGUCUUGUGUAUAAAGAUCAACCUAUGAAACCCCUAGAUCGAGCUGUUUACUGGGUCGAAUAUGUUAUUCGGCAUGGCGGAGCUGGACAUUUAAAAAGUGACUCCAUAGGGUUAAAUGAUUUACAGUAUUUUUUGUUUGACAUAAUAUUAAUUGUACUUCUAUCUUUUGGACUGAUUGUUUGGUUGUGUUAUUUUGUAUUUCUAAAAGUUAUUUCUAAAAAUUUAAAACUAUAA
Messenger RNA from Diuraphis noxia (Russian wheat aphid), 2114 nucleotides. RefSeq names its product UDP-glycosyltransferase UGT4-like. Gene Ontology annotation, molecular function: UDP-glycosyltransferase activity. Lineage: Eukaryota; Metazoa; Arthropoda; Insecta; Hemiptera; Aphididae. The record is from RefSeq and is a predicted model, not a curated record.